This is a messenger RNA of Perognathus longimembris pacificus (Pacific pocket mouse), 4072 nucleotides long. RefSeq names its product 24-dehydrocholesterol reductase (gene Dhcr24). Gene Ontology annotation, biological process: steroid metabolic process. The transcript is spliced from 9 exons. Lineage: Eukaryota; Metazoa; Chordata; Mammalia; Rodentia; Heteromyidae. Bases 105 to 1655 code for a protein of 516 amino acids. Gene Ontology annotation, cellular component: membrane; cytoplasm. The record is from RefSeq and is a predicted model, not a curated record. Gene Ontology annotation, molecular function: FAD binding; Delta24(24-1) sterol reductase activity.
GCGGGCUACCCCAGACUCCCCGGGAGGCCGCGGCCGGCGCGGAGUGGAGCCGGGCGCGGCGCGGACGACGGUGACUGGCGAGCUGCGCGGGCCCGCGCGGCAGCAUGGAGCCCGCCGUGUCGCUGGCGGUGUGCGCGCUGCUCUUCCUGCUCUGGGUGCGUGUGAAGGGGCUGGAGUUCGUGCUCAUCCACCAGCGCUGGGUGUUCGUGUGCCUCUUCCUCCUGCCGCUCUCGCUCAUCUUCGACAUCUACUACUACGUGCGCGCCUGGGUGGUGUUCAAGCUCAGCAGCGCACCGCGCCUGCACGAGCAGCGUGUGCGGGACAUCCAGAAGCAGGUACGAGAAUGGAAGGAGCAGGGCAGCAAGACUUUCAUGUGCACGGGUCGCCCCGGCUGGCUCACUGUCUCUCUGCGGGUUGGCAAGUACAAGAAGACACACAAAAACAUCAUGAUCAACCUGAUGGACAUUUUGGAGGUGGACACCAAGAAGCAGAUUGUACGUGUAGAGCCCUUGGUGUCCAUGGGUCAGGUGACUGCUCUGCUGAACUCCAUUGGCUGGACCUUGCCUGUGUUGCCCGAACUUGAUGACCUCACAGUGGGGGGGCUGAUCAUGGGCACAGGCAUCGAGUCAUCAUCCCACAAGUAUGGCCUGUUCCAACACAUCUGCACCGCCUAUGAGCUGGUCCUGGCAGAUGGCAGCUUUGUGAGAUGCACUCCGUCUGAAAACUCAGACCUGUUCUAUGCCGUGCCCUGGUCCUGUGGGACUCUGGGCUUCCUGGUAGCUGCUGAGAUCCGUAUCAUCCCUGCCAAGAAGUAUGUCAAGCUGCGGUUUGAACCAGUGAGAGGCCUGGAGGCCAUUUGUGACAAAUUCACCCAAGAGUCCCAGCGCUCAGAGAACCACUUUGUAGAAGGACUGCUCUACUCCCUGGAUGAGGCUGUCAUCAUGACGGGCGUCAUGACAGAUGAAGUAGACUCUUCCAAGCUCAACAGCAUUGGCAAUUACUAUAAGCCUUGGUUCUUCAAGCACGUGGAGAACUACCUGAAGACAAACCGGGAGGGCCUCGAAUACAUUCCCCUGCGACACUACUACCACCGCCACACUCGCAGCAUCUUCUGGGAGCUCCAGGACAUCAUCCCCUUUGGAAACAACCCCGUGUUCCGCUACCUCUUUGGCUGGAUGGUCCCUCCCAAGAUCUCCCUCCUGAAGCUGACCCAGGGCGAGACCCUACGCAAGCUCUACGAGCAGCACCACGUGGUGCAGGACAUGCUGGUGCCCAUGAAGUGCCUGAUGCAGGCCCUGAACACCUUCCACAAUGACAUCCAUGUCUACCCCAUCUGGCUGUGCCCAUUCAUCCUGCCCAGUCAGCCAGGCCUGGUGCACCCCAAGGGAGACGAGACAGAGCUAUACGUGGACAUUGGUGCCUACGGGGAACCACACGUGAAGCACUUCGAGGCCAGGUCCUGCAUGAGGCAGCUGGAGAAGUUUGUGCGGAGCGUUCAUGGAUUCCAGAUGCUGUAUGCCGACUGCUACAUGAACAGAGAGGAGUUCUGGGAGAUGUUUGACGGCUCCUUGUACCAUAAGCUUCGGAAGCAGCUCGGCUGCCAGGAGGCCUUUCCCGAGGUAUAUGACAAGAUCUGCAAGGCUGCCAGGCACUGACCGGGGCCUGUCACCUGGAGAGAGAGACAAGUGAACACGUCUUCCCUUUGCUCCAGCUUGGCUGCCUUCUCAGACCCACAUUUUCAGAAAGGCACCCCACCAGAAAUCCUACCUGACAGUCCUGCCUCUGGGAAGCCCAUUUUCUGGGAUAGCCCAGGCUGGUGGAAAGAACAUGGGAUUUAGAAUCAUUUCUGAGUCUGGGUCCCAGUUUAGCUACUCAUUUGCUAUGUGACUCUAAGCGAGUCACUUAACCAUUCUGUGCCCCAGUCCCUUCAUCUCUCCUACUUGCAGGAUAUCUUCUAAGUCAAGCACCUGUCACACAGCUCCGUAAGCAGUAGCUGUUUUCAUUGUUUCCUCUUCAGCAUCACAUCUGACUAAAGUACUUUGGGCUCAACGGCUGAGUCCAGAAAGCUCCCCCUCCCCCAAAUUAGGUCACCUGUGCACAGGUUUGGCUGGAAUGAUGAAGGGAGCACCCUGGAAUAGCAGUACCGUGGCCAGGGUCAGCCAGAAGAGCCCCUCACAGGGAGAAGGAACGCUCUUACUCUUGGAUUUCAGGAGGGCCACGUGUGAGACAGGCAGGCCCACGAUGUGCUGUGCCAAAGCCAGGUCCAUUCCAAAGUUCCUUCUGCUGCCCUUGGGUGACAUCCUGCCUUCCUCCUGCAUGCUGAGGCCUGCUGGCUGCCCCAGCCAUCUGCACAUCCACUCUGCUUACUGUUCCCGGAGAAGGCACCUCAAGAUGGAACAUCCUGGCCUGGGCUCAUUCUUCCUGGCUCCAGCCUCCCAUUGCCCCCACACCACUUAAGAGUAGGGCAUGCGCACUGCUCUGCCACAUGGGGAGGGGGCAGCACCAAGUGGGAAAGUGACGCCCGACAUCGUGCUUCCAUUAGGAAGCUCACUGUGGGGCAGGAAGCGAAGAGCUUCGCUAUUCUCUUGCCCCUCAUCCCCCUUUUUGUUCCCCUUCCCCAGCUGUAGCUAAUUUCAGUGCCUUAACAAAUCCUGAGCUCAGAGAAAGUUAGCUCCAUUUCCGUUCCAGGGGGAAGGGACCUCCUGAAGUCCCUUCUGCCUUGCUACCGAAGCAUGGUUGUUUGUGCAACUUCACUUUAAGAACUGCCCUGCCCUGCUGGGAACCCACAGUCUGAAAGGGAAUGGAGUCCUGGAAGGGAAGCCGGAAUUCAAGAGCUGAGCUAAGUUGGUCACAGCAUAGAUGUGUUGGAGUCAGGGGACCUGGCUUUGGUCCCUGCUCUGUCACCAGGCUGUGCGGCCAUGGGCACGUCAUUUGUCCCUGCAAGCUGCAGUUUCCUCACCUGUCACAUUGGUACAGACCUCCCUGGAGCCUUUCUGCUUCACAUACCAGGGUUGCAAGACUCAUGGAAAGCCUUCUUCACGUUGAAAUUCUGGGGAAGAAUAAACGAUCCAGGUGACAUUUAGGGAUAGUUCAUCAUUUACAGUCCUUCUUCCAGCCCAGGGCCAGCUCCCAUUCCCAUUUUCAGAGAGGCUCAUCUAUGGCUGGCAGGCAAGUGUCCAUCUUGUCCCUUCAGGUGCCAAAAUCCUCUUAGAAUCCCACUACCCAGGGUCUCAUGCUGCAGUGUCAGCAAGCAGGUCCUGUGAGAAUUAGUGCUCAUGCACUCGGAAAGCAAAGGAAUCCCCUUACUCUUGGCCUCUGGAAGAGACAAGAAAAAGUAAGCCUUGCUCUAGUCUGUGGAGCAUGCAGAUUUUGGCAUGGGCUCUGCUAGUGGGUCCAUGUGCGUCCUGGCUCGGUACUAGACUGAUGACUCUACUUGCUGUAGAUGAGUGGUUAACCUGAGCUAGAUUAGUCCAAUAGUGAGAAUGCCAUUAUUUUGCCAGUAAAGCCUCCAUCCCAAAUCCACUGGGGCUAUACCCAGAGAUGCCUGCAGCCUAUAUCUCCCGUGGACCCAUAACCAAAAUCCAGCCCUUUGUAGAGGACCUAUGGCUUGGAAGGUUGUGAUCACACCAGCCUCAGGUUACAGGUUGGUUCUAGUAGUAUCUUGCCUAGAAAGGCAAUCUUCCAGAAUGGUGAGCUGAGAUCCAGCGUGUCUGUCCAUGGAGUGGCUUUGGGCAGGGUUCAGGUUGGUGCCAGCUGUGUGGAAAAGAACAUUAAACCUCUCCCCUUCCAGAGCCCCAGGUCCUUGGCUGCAUGAGGUCAGAGUUGUGGCCACUUUCUUGGGCUGGGAGGAUGCGUUGUUGGUGUUAGUGAAUGGGAAGAGAAGGGUGGGAUGGGUGUGGACGUGUGUGGUGUGUAAUCUUUAUCUCCCCUCCCCGCCCUUUGGUCAUUGAGACCAAAAGGCACAAGGCUCCCCUAUCGAGCUCUUGCAGCCACAGGUACUGUGCCUUCUCGAGAACACAAGCUCCUGUGGCUGUGGGUCUGCCACUUCUGUAAAAAUAAAGUUUGACCUGGA